AUGGCAACCCUUCAAUUUACACCCUUAACUCUUUUCAGACAGAAGCACCCCACAACUAAGUUCCCUUCUUCUUCUCAGUUCAACACAAGGCCACGUCUUGGUUCAGGUUCACACCAAUCACCACCACUCACUUUCACUGUGAGGUCUUCUUACAAAGUAGUGAUUGAACAUGAAGGCAAGUCUACAGAGCUUGAAGUUGAACCUGAUGAGACCAUAUUGUCAAAGGCAUUGGAUUCUGGCUUAUCUGUGCCUCAUGAUUGCAAGCUUGGAGUUUGCAUGACUUGCCCUGCUCGUCUUAUCAGUGGCACAGUUGAUCAGAGUGAUGGAAUGCUCAGUGAUGAUGUUGUAGAGCGUGGUUAUGCACUCUUGUGUGCUUCUUACCCUCGUUCUGAUUGUCAUAUCAAGGUUAUCCCGGAGGAUGAGCUACUGUCAAUGCAGUUAGCCACAGCCAAUGACUAAUCUAGUUUUCAGUUUUGAUUGUAAUUCUCAUCUGUCAAUGGAAUUGAGUUUUUGAUUGUUUCUUAUAA
This is a messenger RNA of Trifolium pratense (red clover), 527 nucleotides long. Its product is annotated as ferredoxin C 1, chloroplastic. Lineage: Eukaryota; Viridiplantae; Streptophyta; Magnoliopsida; Fabales; Fabaceae. The record is from RefSeq and is a predicted model, not a curated record. The transcript has a single exon. The coding region runs from base 1 to 459 and encodes 152 amino acids. Gene Ontology annotation, molecular function: iron-sulfur cluster binding.